GCCUUGAAAUGAUUAAUCUUUGGAUUUAAUUAUAUAGAAUAAAUGUAAAAUAAAAAGUGAUUGCACCAGAACAUAGUUUUGGGGGAUAUUUUGGAAGAAACUACGUAAAUCUGAGCCAUAAUAUAUUUCCAGUGCAGCAUUUAAAUUGCAGAGUUCAACCGCAGUUGUGAUCUUAGUUUGUUAGCUGCCUGGAGUGUUAUUUUAAGAAAGCAGAAGCCCCAUCAUUUGCACACUCCUUAUAGAUCACACACCUUAACCCUGACUUCUUAGCUCCAGUUUUUCAAAAGAAGUGAAGUCAAGAUGAAGAAUUGUUUGCUUUUUUGGGGAGUCCUGGCCAUUUUUGUUAAGGCUGUUCUUGCGACAGCCCAAGAUGAAAAUGAAAGGAUUGUUCUUGUUGACAACAAAUGUAAGUGUGCCCGGAUUACUUCCAGGAUCAUCCCUUCUGCUGAAGAUCCUAGUCAAGACAUUGUGGAGAGAAACAUCAGAAUUAUUGUUCCUCUGAACAGCAGGGAGAAUAUCUCUGAUCCUACCUCACCAAUGAGAACCAAGUUUGUGUACCAUUUGUCUGACCUGUGCAAAAAAUGUGACUCUACAGAAGUGGAGCUGGAAGAUCAAGUAGUUACUGCCAGCCAGAGCAAUAUCUGUGAUAGAGACAUUGAGACCUGUUACACCUAUGACAGAAACAAGUGCUACACCAACAGGAUCAAACUUAAUUAUCGUGGUCAGACCAAAAUGGUGGAAACAGCUCUGACCCCAGAUUCCUGCUAUCCUGACUAAUUCAAGUCAUGCUGACUGCACAACUGCUUAUCUUGAAGGGCUCUCCAUUUUGAUCCCAGGUAGUUAAUAUAUUUACUCCUGAUGAAUUUGAAACCAUGAUUUUUUUGGGGGGGAUAAUAUAAAAUAAACUACCCCACCCCUACCACUGGCAAAUAAUUGAAAUAGUAACACUGUUACGUUUUUAAGGUAAAUUUCUAGCAUUUAAAAAAUAGACGAGGGGAGAAAGUAAAAUUCAAAAAGUAAAAAAUCAGGAGGCAUAAUUAAAUUUUGCUUUUUUUUUUUGGCUUUGCCCUAGAGAGCCUGAGCUUUGCACUUUCCAUACUAGUCUCUUAAAAAAAUCACUGUGCAGAGAAUAUUUAUGUGUAAAUAUGGGUCAAUUAUUUGUCUUCACUAGAAAAAUAAUUAGAAAACAUGUUUUGGAAAUAUUCAUAAAAUAAUUUAAAAUUAGAUCUCUAAUAUUUAUGAAAUUAGCUGAAAGUGACAUAAUUAAAUGUAUAAUUGAAAAAUAUAUUUUGACAUAACAUUUGGGAGCAAAUGAUAUGGAUAUUUUUUAAUAAAAAUUUUUUGAUAAGUAGAACAGUAUAAGAAAUUCCCAUUGAAAUCACCUCUGUUGUAACUAAAUCUAACAAAUUAUGUACUCCAAAAUAUGUAUUCUCUAGCACAGUUUGAACAAUUAAAUAGAUUCAUAAGCAUAUACCUGCGUGAAAUAAUUUAUUGGAAAAAAGUUUGCUUGUGUUAACUUUCCUGUAUGUAUGCUAAAAUAUAAUUUAUUACUGAGAAACAGGUUGUAAGUAUGAUCCAAUUAUGCAUUAAUCACUAAGUUCAAACAUGAUAUUUGAGAUAGCUUUGUCAUUUUAUACCUAAAAUUAAAUAAAAAGACAAAGUCCCUUCUGACAA
Messenger RNA from Odocoileus virginianus texanus, 1674 nucleotides. RefSeq names its product joining chain of multimeric IgA and IgM (gene JCHAIN). The record is from RefSeq and is a predicted model, not a curated record. Gene Ontology annotation, molecular function: immunoglobulin receptor binding. Gene Ontology annotation, cellular component: pentameric IgM immunoglobulin complex. Gene Ontology annotation, biological process: humoral immune response. NCBI's taxonomy places the organism in Eukaryota, Metazoa, Chordata, Mammalia, Artiodactyla, Cervidae.